Funneliformis mosseae is the source of this 141-nucleotide messenger RNA. The record is from the annotation of a GenBank genome assembly. Lineage: Eukaryota; Fungi; Glomeromycota; Glomeromycetes; Glomerales; Glomeraceae.
AUGGUGACUUGUGAGUCUGUAAAAAUGUUAAUAUUAGCGUUAAUCAGUGAGAUAAAAAUUGUAGUCAAGACUGCUACUAAUUCUGCUAAAGAAGAAGAUAAUACUGAGCUACUUAAAUUAGAAAGAGAACUUUCAGUGUAA